CCUGCCAGCCCGAGCAUUGAGCCUGUCAACCGACGCGUCUAUACUCCCUGCAAGCCCACCGGACGCUUGCCAUCCACUCGGGCGCCUGCACACGCCCUUGACACUUUUUGGUGCGCCGGCCAGGCCACGUCUCGCACACACCUCCUUGCGCCGACCCACGCCCGCACCAUCACCACCGUCUGCCUCUACUUCUGAUGCGCCCUUCAUAGACCCCUCCCAUUUGGCAGCCGCGGUUCGCCUUCCUUCCUAAUCGUCCACCCACCAUGUCACGCUCCUUCCGACGCUCGAAUCCGAUUACCAUAAUCCUCGCGGGCAUCCUCUGCAUCGGCUUCUUCGUCUUCUUCUUCUCUGGUACCGAUGUGCCAUCCAUCACCAGAAAAGGAGGAGGAGAGGUAGCCUCGAACCCCCUAUCGCCACCCUCGCUACCGUUCCGCAAGUCCAAAGCGAAUGCUCCACAGGCCGCGCCGCCCGUCGUACAUUACUAUAUGAACAACGUGACCAACACGCGCACGCCAAUCGAAAACGAGGAGACGGUCCUUAUCCUCACCCCAUUGGCCAAGUUCUACCAAGAAUACUGGGACAACCUGCUCAAGCUCAACUACCCACACAACCUCAUCUCCCUGGGCUUCAUAAUACCAAAGACAAAGGAGGGCAAUGCCGCAUACGCAGCGCUACAGGCGCAAGUCACCAAGACACAAACUGGAUCCAAGAAGAAUCGCUUCUCCUCCAUUACCAUCCUCCGCCAGGACACCGAGUCCCCACUCCAGUCGCAAACCGAAGCCGAGCGUCACAAGAUGGAAAACCAGAAGGCACGACGUGCAGCCAUGGCCAAGGCGCGCAAUUCGCUCUUGUUCACAACGCUAGGCCCCACAACCUCGUGGGUCCUGUGGAUGGACGCGGAUAUCGUCGAGACACCACCCACUCUGAUCCAGGAUCUGGCCGACUACGACGUGCCCAUCAUCGUGCCCAACUGCUUCCAAAGAUACUACAAUGAAGAGAAGAAGACAAUGGACAUCCGGGAAUACGACUUUAACAACUGGAUCGACAGCCCCACAGCCAAGGACCUUGCUGCUAAGAUGGGCAAGGACGACAUUCUGCUCGAAGGGUACGCCGAGAUGGCUACAUACCGUAGCCUCAUGGCUAAGAUGCACGACACAUCGGCGGACCCCAAAGCAAAGAUUAAGCUCGACGGAGUCGGCGGCGCUACUUUGCUCGUCAAGGCGGAGGUACACCGAGACGGUGCCAUGUUCCCACCAUUUGCCUUUUACAACCUCAUUGAGACGGAAGGCUUUGCCAAGAUGGCGAACCGACUGAACUGGGAAAGUUUUGGACUGCCAAACUACCUUGUGUACCACUACAACGAGUAAGAAGACCCGAGGCGAUGUACAAUCUAUUUGCAGACUGCUUCCUUUGGCGGUCUUGGGCGGCGUUUGAGAGGGAGUUUCCGACUGCCAUACUGUUGAUAUCACGAGCAUUGCAUGUACGAAAAUAGUCAUGUAUUAGGGGUAUAGAAGGCUUGCUGGCAAGAGAUAUACCAGCAUUAUCUUUGAAUUGGAUUACGAAAGUUUCUACUGCAACAUUUUGAAUUAUUGAUCGAUCAGC
Molecule: messenger RNA, 1602 nt
Organism: Alternaria rosae
Lineage: Eukaryota; Fungi; Ascomycota; Dothideomycetes; Pleosporales; Pleosporaceae
Product: Anp1-domain-containing protein
Exons: 2
Coding region: 264-1367 (367 amino acids)
Biological process (GO): cell wall mannoprotein biosynthetic process; protein N-linked glycosylation
Cellular component (GO): mannan polymerase complex
Molecular function (GO): alpha-1,6-mannosyltransferase activity
Source: RefSeq, a predicted model, not a curated record